Equus caballus (horse) is the source of this 4564-nucleotide messenger RNA. It is a transcript of the gene PML, whose product is annotated as PML nuclear body scaffold. Gene Ontology annotation, cellular component: PML body. The record is from RefSeq and is a predicted model, not a curated record. Gene Ontology annotation, biological process: protein monoubiquitination. Lineage: Eukaryota; Metazoa; Chordata; Mammalia; Perissodactyla; Equidae. Gene Ontology annotation, molecular function: zinc ion binding; ubiquitin protein ligase activity.
CUGAGCGGGCACCUCCUCUUUCCUACUGCUUGAGACUCAGCCAUCUGGCGCACACGUCUUGUUCAGCUUCGCUUCCCGCCCUGCAAGAUCAAAACCGAGAAUCGAAACUGACCUGGGCUCCAUGCAGCAGGAGCCUGUAUCCGCCAGAUCUCCGGGGCCCCCUCAGGACUCUGCGCUGCCCCACGCACCCACCAUGCCUCCCCCGGAGUCCCUUUCAGAAGGCCACCAGCCCAGUCCCAGCCACUGCCCCACAGAGCAAACCACAGAGGAGGAAUUCCAGUUCCUGCGCUGCCAGGGCUGCCAAGCAGAAGCCAAGUGCCCUAAGUUGCUGCCUUGUCUACACACGCUGUGCUCAGGAUGCCUGGAGGUGCCAGGCGUGCGAUGCCCCAUCUGCCAGGCACCCCCGCCCCCAGGCGCUGACUGGCUGGCCCUGGAUAAUGUCUUCUUCGAGAGUCUGCAGCGGCGCCUGUCGGUGUACCGGCAGAUCGUGGAAGCGCAGGCCAUUUGCACCCGCUGCAAAGAGUCCGCCGACUUCUGGUGCUUCGAGUGCGAGCAGCUCCUCUGCGCCAAGUGCGUCGAGGCGCACCAGUGGUUCCUCAAGCAUGAGGCCCGACCCCUGCAAGAGCUCCGCAACGAGUCGGUGCGCGAGUUCCUGGACAGCACGCGCAAGUCCAACAACAUCUUCUGCUCCAACCCCAACCACCGCACCCCUACGCUGACUAGCAUCUACUGCCGAGGCUGCUCCAAGCCGCUGUGCUGCUCGUGCGCGCUGCUAGAUAGCGGCCACAGCGAGCUCAAGUGCGACAUCACCUUGGAGAUCCAGCAGCGGCAGGAGGAGCUGGACGCCAUGACCCAGGCGCUGCAGGAGCAGGACCGCGCGUUUGGUACGGCGCAGGCGCAGAUGCGCUCGGCCGUCAGCCAGCUGGGCCGCGUGCGCGCCGACACCGAGGAGCUGAUCCGCGCGCGUGUGCGCCAGGUCGUAGCCCACGUGCGGGAGCAGGAGCGCGAGCUGUUGGAGGGGGUGAACGCGCGGUACCAGCGCGACUACGAAGAGAUAGCGGGUCAGCUGAGCCGCUUGGACGCUGUGCUGCAGCGCAUCCGCAUGGGCGGCGCGCUGGUGCAGAGGAUGAAGCGCUAUGCCUCGGACCAAGAGGUGCUGGACAUGCAUGGCUUCCUGCGCGAGGCGCUCUCCCGCCUGCGCCAGGAGGAGCCCCAGAGCCUGCAAGCCGUGGUGCGCACCGAUCGCUUCGACGAAUUCAAGGUGCGCCUGCAGGACCUCGUCUCUUGCAUCACCCAGGGGACAGAUGCAGCUCCACCCAGGAGAGCCAGCCCAGAGGCUCCUAGCACUCCCACAGACGCUUCUGACGUUGACCUGCCGGAGGAGGUGCAGGAGGCGCAGGCCCCAGGGCUGGAUGACACCCUCACUGAGACCCCAUCUGUGGCUGUGGUACAACCGGUGCCCGGGGCACACCCUGUGCCAGUGUACGCCUACUCCAUCAAAGACCCCUCCUACAGAGAGGAGGUCACCAGCACAGCCACACCACAGAAGAGGAAGUCCUGCCAGACCGAGUGCCCCAGGAAGCUCAUCAAGAUGGAGUCUGAAGAGAAGGAGGGAAGGUUGGCCCAGAGCUCCCCCGAGCAACCCAGACCCAGCACCUCCAAGGCAGUCUCGCCAUCCCGCCUGGACAGGCCUCCCAGCUCCAAGAGCCCUGUCAUAGGAAACGAGGACUUCCUGCCCAACAGCAACCACACACCUGACCACCCUGUGGAGGCAGAGGAACGCGUUGUGGUGAUCAGCAGCUCAGAAGACUCAGAUGCCGAAAACUCGUCCUCCCGAGAACUGGAUGACAGCAGCAGCGAGUCCAGUGACCUCCAGCUGGAGGGCCCCAGCUCCCUCAGGGUCCUGAACGAGAGCCUCGCCGACCCCCAAGCAGAAGACAGGCCCCUGGUUUUCUUUGACCUCAUGAUUGACAAUGAAACCCAGAAGAUUAGGCAGCUGGCAGCUGUGAACCAGGAAAGCAAGUUCCGCGUGCUCAUCCAGCCCGGAGCCUCCUUCAGUGUCUACUCCAAGGCCGUCUCGCUGGAGGUGGGGCUGCAGCGCUUCCUCUGCUUCCUGAGCUCCAUGCGCCACCCCAUCUUGGCCUGCUAUAAGCUGUGGGGGCCCAGCCUCCCCCACUUCUUCCAGGCCCUGGAGGGCAUGAACAGGCUGUGGGAGUUCCAGGAGGCCAUCUCGGGCUUCCUGGCCACCCUGCCCCUCAUCCGGGAGCGCGUGCCCAGGGCCAGCAGCUUCAAACUCAAGAGUCUGGCCAAGACCUACCUGGUGAGAAACAUGAGCGAACGCAGCGCCCUGGCCACCGUGGUGACCAUGCGCGACCUGUGUCGCCUCCUUGAUAUCUCCCCAGGCCCCCAGCUGGCCCAGCACAUCUACUCCUUCAGCAGCCUGCAGUGCUUCGCGUCCCUGCAGCCCCUGGUGCAGGCGGCUGUCCUGCUCCAGGCCGAGGCCCGCCUCCUGGCACUCCACAACGUGAGCUUCAUGGAGCUGCUGACUGCACACCGCCGUGACCCACAGCGGGGCCUGAAGAAGUACAGUGGCUACCUGAGCCCACAGACCACCUCGCUGCCCGCUGCCCAGCCUGCUUUCAAACUGCAGGCUCUGAGUACCUACUUCAAAGGCCUGUUGGAUGGGCCGGCCUUGACUCGGGCAGAAGGCGCCUCUGCCUGGCUCACCGGCCACAGCUUGGCAGAAAGGCCCUCCCAGCAGAGCUGAGAGGAGGGGAGGACUGGCUUGGAGGCUCUGGAGGCAGCGGGAUGGGUUCCCUGAGCCAGGCCCCACCCAUCACAGCAUUUGCAAGUCCUGCUCUCCGGUACUCAGUUGUCAUUUUGUUAAGAAUCAGUUCUCUGGGACCAAAUUCCCCUUCUCUAAAAAUCCCACAGAGAAGGUUCCAGGGCCAAGCAGCCACCUUCCACUAGAUCGCAUUGGGGGCCCUGGGAGCAGCUCACCUAGCCUGCUGGCCCCUCCCCUCCAGGAGCCAAAACCAAGGAGGUCCUGGGGGAAGAUGUCAUGGCCUCUGGGCUCUCUAAGUGACCCCGUCUUGCCCCAGCCACCUGACUUGCCACUUCCAUGGGUGUCCUUGCAGCUCUUCCCUGACCUUCGGCCACUGCCCCAGGGGACUUGCUGGCAGCUCCCAUGGACACUUUCGACAACAUCAGUGGCCCCACAGGUACUCAAAGUGCCUUUCAAAACAAACUGCCCCUUGUAAGUUUGGAUUCUCCCAGCCUCUGCCUGCCUGGAGGCCACUCUCUGUUCACUUCCCCUUUGGAACAUUUUCAGCCCCAAAGGGCCUCAUAUCAGCAGAGACGGAGGCUGCCCCAUGCCUGUUCCUACUGCCAAAGUCUGACCCUUCCAAGCUUACUUCCUCCCUCCUGGCCACACAAACACCUCCCCUUAGUUGAGGCCGCCUACUCCUCUCAGCAUGGCCCUUUGCAUCUCUGCACUGCAUCCCCAGCCCUCCAGAGGAACGUCCUCUAACCCAGCGCCGCUCUCCGUGUAGUCCAGGGACCCGAAGCACUGGCAUCCCCUGGGAGCCUCCAUCCCAGACCUCCGGAAGCAGAGUCCCUGGGGCGGGGCCCAGCAAGCUGCUUUAGCAGGUUUGCCAGAUGAUUCUAAUGCCCGCUAAGUUUCAGAACCACUGCUCUGAUAGACUGCUUCUCCAAGGGGAGGCAGCGUGGAGCUGCAGAGAAAGUCUCGGCCCCGACUGUGUGCUCUGAGUGUGACUCAGGAAAAGGCCCCUUCCUGAGUCCUGCAUCUCCACCUGUAAAAUGGGCUGGUUGGCCCCAACAGCCUGAAAGCUCCCACCCAGGUCUGCCACUCCGGGGUUUUAGGAAUGGACAGCAGGCCUCUGAGGCAGUGGACAAGAAAGUUUUCUUUCUUGCGCCCAAGCUCCCAGCCCUAAGCUAAGGCCCCAACCUUGUGGUCAGCAGCAGAACACAGGCAGGUCAGGGCCAUCCUGUCUGACUAGCAGAAUGACUGUCCCCUCUGCCUCCUCCUCUGCCAUCCCUCUUCCUCCGCUCCCUGCCUCUGGGACACAGCCCAGGCCUCCAGCCUUUAUGGCCUCAGCUUUCACAGGGCUGAAGUCUGUGUGUCCACACCUCAGCCCCCAUCCAGUGGGUGCCCAUAGGAACUUACUACCAUGGUGACAGUGCUGGCUCUAACAGUGAACGCCAAUGCAUUUGAACUAGAAUUCUGAUUCAAAGCAGGUGCUGGCUCUGAAGCUCCUGUGGGAACAGGUUGAUGGGUGGAGGGGAGGAGGGGGACUGGGGCCCCAGCCUAGCUGUGAUGACCAUCUUGGCAGCUGCAAGGCAGCACUUGGGCCACUCCCUAUAUCAUCUCCCCCCGAGCCUCAUGGUGAACUCAGCAGCGCCUGCUCAUUUCCAGCUCCAAGCCCAGCCCCCCAGUGCUUGCUGUCUUCAGAUGUAGCUGAUCACAGGUUUUGUAAGAAGAGACUGUUCUGCCCUUUUUCCACUUCCACAGCCUUCAAUAAAGAUAUGAGUCUCCACAGCCUGA